CAGAGCAUUACUUUUUCUUUUUGGCUUUGUUUUUUACCCUGUUUGGCUCCCGUCAUCGUACCGCGGCGUCCACCCGCCGACGGCCUCUCCUCACGGGGUCCACUCGCCGACGGCCUCUCAUCGCCGGCGUCCACCGAACUGCCAUCGCCGACGGCGUGUCCUCUGCUGCCUUUCCUCUUCCUCUUUACCUCACCGGCUCUCAUUCCCCUUUAUACAACCCUCCGACUCUCCUCCUCCUGUCCGGCUUCAACUUUAGAAUUCUCUCAAGUUCCUUACGUGGAUCGAGAUCCUGUUGGCAACGUUUCAAGAUAACGGCGAUAUUCUAUAUUCAUGACGCUGAUGUUAUUUUUUCUCUAGGGUUUCUUCACAAAGUCUGCUGCUUCGAGAUCAAGGCUUCAAGUCUUGUAAGGCUUCAAGCCUUUCAUUUUAUGCGUCACGACCAUUUGAACAAUCUGCCUGAGGUAGAGCAGAGGAGCAGUCAUCAGUAAUCGUCAAGAGUAGGAAGCUGCGAGCAAGGCCUAUAUUUAGCUUGAUUGAGCUAAAUCCUUUUUCUGUCAUCUUCUAUCGGGCAUGAAAGAAAGAGAUGUCACCUUUUUUACAUGAAAGUCUUUAUUCGUGCUGAUCCUAUUCACCUUUGUAGGCCCUUCACAAGAAAGGCUGACUUGAAGACAGGGAGGACGAUUACUUCCGAUUUUGAGUUUCGUAGUUUGUAUUGGCUGUCUGGACCACCAGUGUAUGCAGUUGCUGCUACGUCUCUUCAAAUUUACAACCGGUUAGAGAUAAAAUUAACCAGCACUAGUCGAACAAGCAUUACUUCACCUGACAUCACAGCAUGGCCCAACAGAAUCAAGCAAUCAUCCCUGUUGAUUCAGCAAGCUUUCCUUUGAGGCGUAAACGAGGUCGUCCUCGAAAGCAUGAUGGUCCUGGAUAUGAACCACAUAGGAGAAACCGGCAGUGUCAAGCUACUGCAACUCAAGCAAUUCCAACACAGGUCCCAUCUCGUGCUAAUCCAACUGCCAGUUCUAGUCAUGGGCCUUGUGGCCUUGUGGGUCAAAAGGUCUCUGGUAUGCUGGAGGGGAUUUUCGAUGCUGGAUAUCUUCUCACAGUUCGAGUUGGUGAGACUGGACCUGUCUUCAAGGGUUUGGUGUUUGAUCCACGCUUAUCUGUUCCUCUCACUGUGGAUAAUGAUAUUGCACCACUUCUGCCAAUGUCAAGAAGUGAUGAAAUCUUAUAUCCAGUGCACCAUGUACCAACCGAGGAACCAGUUUCGCCACCAAUCCAUCCUGCAUCGAAAAUGGUUACAGCCGCAGUGCCUCUUCGGAUAAGGGAACCUGCUACCCCUUUUCCGCCUGUAAACCAUUUGCAUGAAUCCUCAGGGCUUCCUCAAACAGCUCGAAGUGCAGCGGAAGCAGAGCAGAAUGUUGUCAACCAUCUCCCUCAGGAUGUGCACCCUGCUUCACAAACUGACUUGAAAAACAUACUUCUGGAGACAGUUCCACGUACAGAGGAAGUAGCAGGGCAUGGUGCGAACCGUCUUCCUCAAGAUAUGCACUCUGCUUUGCAAACUGAUGUUCAAAUAUUAUGUCUGGAGACAGCUCCAAGUACAAAGGAAGUAGCACAGAAAGAUGGCAUCCAUCUUCCUCAGGAUGUGCGCCCUGCUUUGCAAACCGACUUUAAAAACAUACUUCUGGAGACCUUAUCCAGAAAAGUGGCAAAUGAUGACCUGCUAAAAUCUCAACCUGCUGCACCUCAACAAUCUGUGCCUGCACGUAUGCAAACAGGAGUUUCAUCAGGCAAAGUGGCAAAUGAUGACCUGCUAAAAUCUCAACCUGCUGCGCCUCAACAAUCUGUGCCUGCAUGUAUGCAAACAGGAGUUUCAUCAGGCCCAUCUUAUGUUAUGAAUAAUGCUGUGCCAGCAGCCAUUGGAGCUUGUUCAGGAGAGAGAACUGAAACAAUGGCUGAGGCAGCAAAAGGAUGUGGAAAUUCUAAACAUAUUGCAGGAUCAUCGGGUAACAUUAGUAUGACUGAACAAUCUGAUGAGACUUUGACAGCUGACGAGUCAAGUGGUGGAAGGCUGAAUUGUACUGGCCAGGCAUCACAGUUGGAUCAGUCCUUGACAAACAAUGAGACAGCUGGUGAUGCGGACAUUAGUCACCAGGCACUGAUAUUUGAUGAGAGUUUGAUGGCCAAUGAGACGUUUGGUGGGAAGAUGGGUUUGGUAGGUGAGGCACCGCAACUUAAUAUACAAGCAUCUGGAAAAAGACACCUGCCUGAAGAAUUGCCAAACGAGAAGGACCAACAAAACCUCUCAAGCUCCUUCUGCUCCUGAAGUGGUAGCAUUGCAAGUUCAGACUGGGGAACGGAAGCUUCAGUCAAGAAACAUCUGCCAUAUUGGCAAUGACAGCUGACUGCCUCCUGGUGGUUCUGCCUAGGCUAGGCAAAUAGUUCUAUUUUCUUCUUCUUUUAGCUAUGGUUGUUCACAAGGUUUUACAGGGCAUGCAGAUGUUUUUAAGGUUGAUGUGAACAGGAACUAACUUGAAGAAUGUCGGGUACUUCCAGGAUGUCAGAUAUAUGGUUAUGCACUUUAUCUAGCUAACAUAUCACCCCUCUACUGUAGUUUAUCACUUUAUGAUGGACACUGUACUGUUGACCGAAAAUCCAAAAAUAGGUUUACUUGAAUGGUUUUGAUCGACU
Messenger RNA from Elaeis guineensis (African oil palm), 2694 nucleotides. The record is from RefSeq and is a predicted model, not a curated record. Lineage: Eukaryota; Viridiplantae; Streptophyta; Magnoliopsida; Arecales; Arecaceae.